GUUGUGUCUCUUCCUUCAUGUGCCUACUCAAAAACAAAUUUGGAUCUCCUCGGUCUAUGGGAAACACACUAGAGUGGAUAGAAUUGACCUCUGGGAAUCUCUCAAAGCCCACAAAACCUCUGAUACCCCUUGGCUUGUGGGAGGGGACUUUAAUGCAAUCACCUCUUAUGAAGAACACAAAGGUAAAAGUACUCCUUACCACACUAGCAUGGAGGAUUUCAUUGAAGCACUAGAUUUUUGUGAACUUUCCUCUCCACCAGUAUCUGGAGGAACAUUCACCUGGUUUGGUAAUAGAUCAAAAGGCAGAGUUUUCAGAAGACUUGAUAGAGUUCUCAACAAUGAGAAACUCUUUGAUCUAUUCAGUGAAGUCUCUGUCAGGCAUAAAGGGCGAGGCCUCUCAGAUCAUAAAGCUCUUUUGGUUCUUCUUAAUAAUCCGUUGCCUUCCUGCCCUAGGCCUUUCAGGUUCCUAGAUGUUUGGACUUCUCACCCAGGCUUCAAUCAAUUGAUUUCAGAAAACUGGGAUAAAUCCUAUAAAGGAGGGGGAAUGAAGGAACUAGCUGAAAGGCUACUGUCUACUAAGAAGAUCUUGAAGAAGUGGAAUGUGGUCACUUUUGGUGACAUAUUCAAAGGUGUUAGAGAAGCAGAAGCUAGAGCAAUACUUGCUCAGGAAAAACUGGAAAUUAAUGACAGUGAAGAGGCUCUCCUGGAGGCCAAUUUGGCAAAUGCUCUCCUCACUCAAGCUUGCAAAAGAGAAGAGAUUUUUUGGUCUCAAAAGGCCAACAUCAAAUGGAUCAAGAAUGGUGAUGCUUCUACCAAAUACUUUCAUUCAGUGGUUAGGGCUAGGAGGCACUCCCUUAAAAUCAACAAUAUCAAAAACAUGCAAGGAGUAAACCUGUCUUCUGAGAUUGACAUCUCAAAUGCAGCAGUUGAUUAUUUCAGUGAUAUCUUCCAUUUCAAAACAGUUGAACACUUGGAGCAGGCACUAGAACACAUCCUUCCUACUUUAGACAAUAAUGAUAACCUGUCUCUGUCCAAAAUCCCCGAUGAGGAAGAGAUCAGAUCUUCCAUUUGGAAGUUGUCUGCUUCUAGUGCUGCUGGUCCAGAUGGCUUCAAUGGAACUUUUUUCAGGCAUUGCUGGAGCACCAUACACCUUCAUGUUACCAAAGCUGUCCAAGAGUAUUUCAUUGGUGUCCCUCUCCCUCAAACCUUUGGCAGUACCACCAUCACACUUCUCCCUAAGAAGGACAGCUGCACUAACUUUAAUGACUAUAGGCCUAUUUCUCUUUCAACCUUCUUUAGCAAGAUCAUCACCAGGAUCAUGAGUGACAGACUCAAACCCUUACUCCAUAAAAUCAUUUCUGAAGAACAAGCAGCCUAUCAAACAGGGAAGGGUAUUGAGGAACACAUUCUACUCACUAAGGAAAUGGUUCACAUGUUAGCUUCUGGUCACAGAGGGGGUAACAUCAUUAUAAAACUGGAUCUCUGCAAAGCCUUUGAUACAAUUAGUUGGACUUUUCUGGAAGCAAUCCUCUCUAAAUUUGGUUUCUCCCAGCAUACCAUUCUUUUGCUGAUGGGGGUCCUCAAAGGAACCUGGUUCUCCAUUCUUGUAAAUGGAUUUCCCAAGGGUUUUUUUCCAAUGAAACGUGGGGUGAAGCAAGGAGAUCCCCUCUCUCCUUUGCUCUUCAUUAUUGCUAUGGAGGGUCUCAGCAAAAGCAUUAAAUCUAAUAUGACUUUGGGCUUCCUCAAGCCCUUCCACACAGGUCUGGUUGUUGCUCCUUCUCAUCUCUUGUAUGCAGAUGACUUGAUUAUUUUCACUAAUGGAGAGACUAGAAAUCUUAUCAAGGUUAAACACAUCCUCUCAUCUUUUAUGAAAGCAUCUGGUCAGAGUAUUAAUCUCUCCAAAUCUCAAGUCAUUGUUCAUCAUAAAAUGCCUAUUGACAGAAGAUCUUGCAUCUCUAAGAUUCUUGGUAUUAAAACCUCCUCUGGCAGUUUUAAAUACUUAGGAUCUUGCAUAAGCAAAGGGAAGCUCAGAAAGAACCAAAUGGGCAGAUAUGUGCUUAUCAAACAUGUGCUCUCAGCUAUUCCUAUGCAUACACUUCUAGUUCAGGAUCUUCCCAAAUCUGUCAUCAAUAGUCUAAAUAAAAUUAUGGCAAACUUCCUAUGGGGGAGCAAGGAGGCAAAGAACAAACAUCACUGCCGGAAAUGGGCUGACCUUUGUUUCUCUCUUGAAGAAGGAGGUCUAGGAUUCAGGAGCAUUGAAGAUAUACAAGCUGCUGCUGCACUUCAACUUUGGUGGAAAGUACAACAAGGAGGAACUGUCUGGCGAAAUUACAUGAGAAACAAGUAUAUGAGGGAUGGAGAAUUCAAAGCCAUGAGAAUUGUUGAAAAUGGCUAUCUCUCCUUCCCCUUGUCCUUUCUGCCUUGGACACACUGCCACAAUUGAUCACUCUCUCAUCCACUGUCCUAAGCUGCAUGAUAUAUGGGAUGAUUAUGCAUUCAUCAGCAACGGGCCUGCUAGAAGACCUCCUCACAACCUUAGACAGCAUUUGCUCAACUGGUGGAUUAAUUCGAAUCUGAGUAGUCUUAAAGGAAAGCUCAGAUUGAUCAUGCCGGGCAUGCUUAUUUGGCAUUUCUGGAAGGCAUAUAACAGAUGCAUCCACGAAGGAAAACCUUUUUCUAAACAAAUUGUUCGUUGUCAAAUUAACAGGAGUCUACAAG
Cuscuta campestris is the source of this 2718-nucleotide messenger RNA. The record is from the annotation of a GenBank genome assembly. NCBI's taxonomy places the organism in Eukaryota, Viridiplantae, Streptophyta, Magnoliopsida, Solanales, Convolvulaceae.